This is a messenger RNA of Helicoverpa armigera (cotton bollworm), 705 nucleotides long. RefSeq lists its product as uncharacterized. The coding region runs from base 130 to 705 and encodes 191 amino acids. The record is from RefSeq and is a predicted model, not a curated record. The transcript has 5 exons. Lineage: Eukaryota; Metazoa; Arthropoda; Insecta; Lepidoptera; Noctuidae.
CAUGUCAUGGCGACUUCACCCAACUGAAGCGAACAAUUUCCAUCAAAUUCACGUAAAUAACAACAUGUCAAAUAACUAAUGUAAAUAAUAUAUAAUUUUGUUACCAAUGUCUUGAAUAACAUCGUCGCCAUGUGUGAGAUAUUCCCAGAAGUGGAGACAUGCUGCGCGGUAGUUUCCAUAAGAGUUGGAAUGCUAUUAAUAUCAAUUUUAGCAAUAUCCACGGGAACGAUAACUCUCAGUAUCAUGGAACAGAGGACAAAUAUAAAUCUUGAAAGUGUAAUGCAUAUGUACAGCAAUGUCUCUAACAUAACCAGCCCGGAGCAGGCUCUUUCAGAGCUAAGCAACCUGAUCACCACUAGCGUUUCAGCAAUGUCCGUCAUCUUCAUAACGGCUGGCGUGUUCCUGCUGUUCUCAACAUUAGCGGACCAAGAAGGUUUCGCUCAAAUAUUCGUGUGGCUAACAGUCCUGAACAUUUUGAUCGGACUUAUAAUGGUUUUUGCAAUAUCUUUCGAGUGUGUCUUACAAACAAAAUGUUUGCUCGGCAAUAUGGAUUGGCUUUCGGCUGCCACUUCGCUCGUUGUAAUGGUAUUUUAUUUGAUAACUUCCGCCAGCGGUUUCACCCAUUUCCUGAGGAAACCACUUCCCGCAUCCAUCCACAUCCCGUUUGGUGUGAAGAAGUUACAAACAGACGCACACACUCACUAA